This is a messenger RNA of Paramacrobiotus metropolitanus, 1429 nucleotides long. RefSeq lists its product as uncharacterized. Gene Ontology annotation, biological process: tRNA-type intron splice site recognition and cleavage; tRNA splicing, via endonucleolytic cleavage and ligation. The transcript is spliced from 6 exons. Gene Ontology annotation, cellular component: tRNA-intron endonuclease complex. The coding region runs from base 156 to 1187 and encodes 343 amino acids. The record is from RefSeq and is a predicted model, not a curated record. Gene Ontology annotation, molecular function: tRNA-intron lyase activity; nucleic acid binding. NCBI's taxonomy places the organism in Eukaryota, Metazoa, Tardigrada, Eutardigrada, Parachela, Macrobiotidae.
UUAACGACUUCGUAACUAGUGACUCUGUACUUCGCCAAAAUUGCUUCGUGAGCGCAUCGAAAACUUAGUUUUUCUUGCAAAUAAUGUUUAAAAUUUCUUGCUGGCUAUAAUCGAGUUGUCAUCCGCUGUAGUCAACAUCUGAGGCAUUUAAAGAUAUGUCGAAUGCCAGUAAAGCGCAGUAUCGUCUACCCACUGUAAAAGAUGGUCGCCGUAAUGUUACUCUGGCGAGUCGCGGAACGCUGGACCACAGAUUCGACCAUAUACCUUUUCCAUUGCCGAGUGACGGCUUAUGUAUGAAGGGAUUGCUUGUGGAUCGGCAGGUUCUUCUCUUUGACGAGGCGCAGUGCGCAUUCCUCCGAUUUAAACGGGGGUUUUUCGGCAAUUUUGUUAGCGGUGGUGCACAACAGUCGCACGCGGACAACAACAACUGCGUCAAAAAAAAGCCGAUCCAGAAUGAUUCUGAAAUCACGUAUUCAUCCCAGACGGACCCGUUUCCACCGCCUUCUCAAACCAGUCCCGUUGCCAGCCUGAACCUUUACGAAGCGUAUUUUCUAUGUUAUGCGUGCGGAGUUUUGGAAGUGUGGGAUUAUCGAAAUCAGCAGAAAAUCUUGCGGCAACAUCUCAUGCGCAUUUUCACUGCGCUGGAUCCUUUGUUUCCAUACUUUUUUGCAGCAUACUUUCAUUUCCGUAGUAAGCUGUACGUUAUUCAAUCCGGACUGAGGUUCGCUAGUGAUUUUGUUUUAUAUGAAUACGGUCCAUCCAAGACACAUUCGCUUUAUGCCGUAUACAUCGUUAUCCCCGGGCUGAGAGAUGGCGGACUGUCGGUGCUGGAUACGAUGCAACGAGCUGCCAAUGCUGUUAAAAAAGAUGUAUUGAUGGUCGAGGUGGCCAACGGGAACCGCUCGGCAGAUCAGCUUUUGCAACCUGAUUGUUUCCAGUACUUUCAGAUAACAGAAGUUAUUGUACGGCGACGUGAAACGAUACUGAAUCCUAAAGGCACUGCAGAGUGCAGAACCGACGGACAUGGACUGAAUACAAUAGCCGAAAAGUCGGUAUUGGAAAAUGCCGAUACCAGAAGUAGUGACGGUAAAGGAAUGAGGAAUGGAAAUGCAUCCUUGAGUCGGAAACCUGGACUUCGUGGAAUAAGAUUUAGAGGAAAGGGUCGCAAACGUGCCCACCAUUUUUAAGAUCGUUAUGCCCUUUUCCUACGACAUGGCGAGUCGGCGACAGAGACAAUCCUUGGUCUUUCUAACUUGUAAAUUAAUGUUCGAAUUCCAUUUUUCGUUUUUAUUUUUUAAUCGAAAUCGGGCAGAUGCUGGAAGUGCGGAUAUUGUCGCACCGGCUGCAUUGUUGGAUUAUCUUUGGUUGGGUUGUUGUUAUACGUGCUUACUUGAGGUUUUGGAAAGAAAAGUUUCUAACAUUGCGGUAC